This is a messenger RNA of Cornus florida, 1943 nucleotides long. Its product is annotated as protein NRT1/ PTR FAMILY 6.2-like. Gene Ontology annotation, molecular function: transmembrane transporter activity. The transcript has 5 exons. NCBI's taxonomy places the organism in Eukaryota, Viridiplantae, Streptophyta, Magnoliopsida, Cornales, Cornaceae. The record is from RefSeq and is a predicted model, not a curated record. Bases 48 to 1781 code for a protein of 577 amino acids. Gene Ontology annotation, cellular component: membrane. Gene Ontology annotation, biological process: oligopeptide transport; transmembrane transport.
UCUUGACUUGUGAACAUUUUUCUUUGGUCUCUCAGGAAGAGGGGAAGAUGACUUGGACAGUUGCUGAUGCGAUGGAUUACAAGGGUCUCCCAGCUCAAAGGUCCAAAACUGGUGGUUGGGUGCCAGCAGCUCUUAUUCUAGGGAUCGAAAUAUGCGAGAGGCUUUCCACAAUGGGAAUAGCAGUAAACCUCAUGACCUACUUGGGUGGAACCAUGCAUCUGCCUAGUGCUGCUUCAGCCAAUAUAGUAACGGAUUUUAUGGGCACAUCUUUCCUCCUAUGUUUGCUUGGCGGAUUUCUGGCAGACACUUUCCUCGGUAGAUACAAUACAAUUGCAAUCUUUGCCAUGAUACAAACACUGGGUACUGGUGCAUUAGCAAUCUCAACAAAGUUGCCUCAGCUACGCCCACCACCUUGUCAUAGUACUAGUGGCAUUGACAAUUGCAAAAGGGCCAAUGGAUUCCAAAUGGGAAUUCUUUACAUGGCUUUGUACCUCAUUGCAUUAGGGACCGGUGGCCUGAAAUCGAGUGUUUCAGGAUUUGGAACUGAUCAAUUUGAUGACAGAGACGAAAAGGAAAAAUCCCAGAUGGUCUAUUUCUUCAACAGGUUCUUCUUCUUCAUCAGCACAGGGACUUUGAUGGCCGUCACAGUGCUAGUCUACAUACAAGAUAAAGUGGGUCGAAGCUGCGCAUAUGCAAUUUGUUCUGUCUCAAUGUUUAUAGCCAUUAUGGUAUUCUUAUCCGGGACUAAAAGGUAUAGGUACAAGAAAAGCUUGGGAAGCCCAAUUGUCCACGUUUUCCAAGUUAUAGUAGCUGCAACAAGCAAGAGGAAGAUGGAUAUUCCAUAUAAUGUUGCUUCAUUGUAUGAAAAUUCACAUGAAGCUUCAAUAAUCCAUCACACGGAUCAGUUUCGUUUCUUGGACAAGGCCGCCAUUGUUUCAGAUGGAGAUUUUGAGGGGGGUUCUAUUCCAAAUCCAUGGAAGCUAUGCUCAGUGACGAUGGUGGAGGAAGUGAAAAUGAUGGCCAGACUACUGCCAAUAUGGGCCACAACCAUCGUUUUUUGGACGGUAUAUGCACAAAUGAUCACCUUCUCGGUUGAGCAAGCAUCCACCAUGGAUAGAUCAAUCGGAAAUUUCCAAAUCCCGGCUGGAUCUCUCACCGUCUUCUUCGUAGCAGCCAUAUUGAUUACAUUAGCUGUUUAUGAUCGUCUCAUCAUGCCUCUUUGGAAAAAAUGGAAAGGAAAACCAGGUUUCACCAACUUACAGAGAAUUGCCAUAGGCCUCAUCCUCUCAGUAAUAGGAAUGUCAGCUGCAAUAUUAGCGGAGAGGAAACGGCUGUCAGUGGCAAGAGCCACCAGUAGCACCACCGCGACACUGCCCAUAAGCGUCUUCUUGUUGAUCCCUCAAUUCUUCUUGGUGGGUUCUGGGGAAGCCUUCAUAUACACUGGCCAGCUUGAUUUCUUCAUAACCCAAUCACCUAAGGGAAUGAAAACUAUGAGCACCGGUCUCUUCCUCACAACUCUAUCACUCGGUUUCUUCGUCAGCAGCUUCUUGGUCUCGAUUGUCAAGAAGGUGACCGGUAGCAAUGGUAGACAAGGAUGGUUAGCGGACAAUAUAAACCACAGCAGGCUUGAUUGUUUCUAUGGACUUCUAGCCAUAUUGAGCCUUAUCAACUUUGUGAUAUAUCUUUUUUGUGCAACACUAAGGUACAAGCCACCAAAAACUAAACCAUCUUUGCAGAUGGAGACUAUAAUUAAUGGGCACAUUGCAGAGGACAAGUGUUAGUGAUUGGUUAAGUUUCAAGCUACAUGCAUGUGUUACUGUGUUUCCUUUUAAUUUGUUGUCAACUAAUGUACAGUAAAAUAGGUUUGGCUUGUAUGUCUUUUUUUUUCUUCAUGAAUAGAGUGGAUUGAGUUUAAUAGGUACUAUUAAAAUUAUUCUAAAGAA